This is a messenger RNA of Ambispora gerdemannii, 472 nucleotides long. NCBI's taxonomy places the organism in Eukaryota, Fungi, Glomeromycota, Glomeromycetes, Archaeosporales, Ambisporaceae. The record is from the annotation of a GenBank genome assembly.
GAAAUUUAAUGAUACCGCUGCCAUCACCACACUCGGGACAGUUAUUUUUGGUAAAGCGACCAGGGAUAUAACGGCUACCAUUAAUGGCACAAUUGUGACAAUAAUCAUAAUCUUUACUCUGAGAACAGGUGAAUUUAUCACCGCAGCCAAAGCAUUCUUUUUUGAUUUGGUAAUCCGAGCAACCGGAAAGUUCAAACCUUAUAGCACUGCUUAUUUGUUUAUUACCAGUCAGGGCAAUCCAGUUAAUAAAGAUACUGUCGGCUUAAUGCUGAGAAAAAGAACCCAACAGGCUGGUAUUACCAAACGGAUAACCCCUCACACAUUUAGACGAAGUUUUGCCACUAUUCUCAAUAAUAAUGGUGCUCGACUAACUACUAUUCAAAAACUACUCGGACAUUCCCACAUUACUACUACAGCUCAAUAUAUUCAUAAUGACUAUGACACUUUAUAUGCUGAUUACAGCAAAUUAUGA